Labrus mixtus (cuckoo wrasse) is the source of this 1739-nucleotide messenger RNA. Its product is annotated as GTPase IMAP family member 8-like. The record is from RefSeq and is a predicted model, not a curated record. The transcript has 2 exons. Lineage: Eukaryota; Metazoa; Chordata; Actinopteri; Labriformes; Labridae. Gene Ontology annotation, molecular function: GTP binding. The coding region runs from base 70 to 948 and encodes 292 amino acids.
CAAAGUGAAACAAUCAAACAGCUGAACAUAAACACAAGCAGGACAUCACAGACGAGCCACGAGACAAACAUGGCCCAGCAGCAAAUUGUUCAGGACGAGCUCAAGAUUGUGCUGAUUGGGGCGACUAAAGCCGGAAAGAGUGCAACGGGAAACACCAUCCUGGGGAGAAAGGCUUUUAAAUCUCAAAUCACUGAUUCCUCAGUGACAAAGGAGUUCAAGAUAGAAAAAGGAGAGUUGGGUGGACAGAAUCUGGCUGUAAUUGAUACUCCUGGUCUGUUUGGAAGCACCACAUCUGAUUCAUUUGAUGAAGAAAUCCCAGAGCAGGUGUUGGAGGAGCUCAAGCAGUUGCUGCCGGAUCCUCCUGGCCCUGUUGUGUUCCUGGUUGUGCUCCAGCUCGGAAGGUUCACAAAGCCCGAGGAGCAGAUUGUAGAAAUGAUCCAGAGGCGCUUUGGCAGAGAGGCGGUACAUUACACCAUGGCCUUGUUGACGCGAGGAGAUGAUCUGAAGAAGGACGGACGUUCCAUUGAGGAAUUAAUCGGAGAAAAUCCAGCCCUGCGUGACUUCAUCAGGGAGUGUCGUGGAGGCUAUCACGUUUUCGACAAUGGAGAUACAGAUUUGCCUCAGGUUACCGAGCUGCAGCAGAAGAUCAACAGCAUUGUGGAGCGAAAUGGAGGAAGCAACAACAGAAUGUUUCAAGAAGAAGAGGGAGUCCUCCAGAGAGAAAAGCGUGGAAGAAAAGCAAGAAAAGAAACUGGAAGAGCAUUUGUGAAGGUCUGCAUUGAAGGUGCUGUUGAUGGAGCAUGCAAAGGAGCUGCAAUAUGUUUACUUGUAGAACCACUGCGAACACGGAAAGCUAUAUUACUGUCUGGAACAAUUGGAGGUGGGAUGGGUUUAUUUGCAGGUGCAGUACGUUAUACUGUCUGUAGACUGAUUUGGGGAAAUUAUUAAUGCAAACCAAUUAGCUCCACAUUUACAUCAACUGCAAAUGACUUUGCACACACAUGAUCAAGUGUCUGGGUGCCUGCUCUCUGUUUAGAACUUUUGAUUUUGGACAUUUACUUUUCAGAUUAUAUGCUGUUUGUUUUUAUAUUGAUCUGCUGGUGAACAGGUGAAUUCUGGGUAAAAUGUGCAGGGUUUUAAAGCUCAUGAAUAAUGGGCCAUUUGGGCUGUACACUGAAUGAACUAUAGGGAUACAUGUUCUGUCUUUUCCUUGCUUUGACACAAUCACAUGUAGUGUUGUAUGUACUCGAAAUCGAUCUUUUUGAGGGUCUUGAUCUCCUCUCGGAAUGGAAAGCAUUUUUACUGUCUUGUCUCGGUCUCAGGCUGGGCGGACUCCAGAUUUUAAAUCAAGACCACCACUGAAAGGCUACUUUACCACGUCAUGACUGUGAUUAGAGGGAAAACGCCCCUUUCUAAAACAACAAAUAACUUCAAUUUGUAAUUUCUAAUCCAGGUUUGACCUCUCAGUGUUUGAGACAGAUUUGAUCAUGUGUGGUUGUUAUGAUAGAAAAAACAUGUUUGCUGAGACAGUUGCAUCUAAAGGAAGAUCAAAUGUCUGUGUCAGUGUAAAAAUAUGAACAUGAGAAAAACAAUUGUAUGACAUAUUUUAGUAUUUGAGGGCCUAUGUUUUCUUUAUUCUCCAUAAACCACUAAAUGAAGAGGGAAUCCUCUGAAAAGAGCUUCUUUUGAAUGUAAUGUUUUACAUCCAGUAGCAGAGUGCAGUAUGUCUGGAAAGUUUU